Messenger RNA from Zasmidium cellare ATCC 36951, 603 nucleotides. RefSeq lists its product as uncharacterized. The transcript has 2 exons. The record is from RefSeq and is a predicted model, not a curated record. Bases 1 to 603 code for a protein of 200 amino acids. Lineage: Eukaryota; Fungi; Ascomycota; Dothideomycetes; Mycosphaerellales; Mycosphaerellaceae.
AUGUUCCGCUCCACCCUCCUCCUGGCCACGGCCGCCUUCGCCGCUGUUGCCAGCGCCCAGAACUACUCCACUUCCGGCAACCUGUCCGUCGACACCAGCCAGAUCCCAUCGGCUCUGAAGUCUUCCUGGUGCCGUGCGCAGACCAACUCGUGCCCGCAGAUCUGCGGUGGCCGUGCGUCUCCAAACAACUGCGACUCGAACACCCUCACCUACCAGUGCGUCUGCACUGACGGCUCUUCCCCCAACAUCAGCGACUACGAUCAGACCAUCCCGUCCUUCGUCUGCCAGACGUGGGUUGGGAACUGCGUCGACGCUCACCCUAACGAUCUGGACGGUCAGACCGGUUGCCGGUCUGUGACUUGCGGCUCUAGGAACGCCAGCAGCAACCUCGCAGCCACCACCUCUUCCGCCGCCACCACCUCUGCCACCGCCUCGAGCAGCUCCUCUGCAGAGAGCACCUCCGCUAGUGGAACCCCCACCGGCUCCAGCGCAUCCACCACUGCCACGACCUCCAGCGCUGCCAUGGCUCUUCACGUCGCUGAACAGUACGGUACGGGCAUCAUUGCUGGCGGUCUUCUCGCCCUCUUCGGCCUUGUGCUAUAA